Trichoderma gamsii is the source of this 1728-nucleotide messenger RNA. RefSeq lists its product as hypothetical. Gene Ontology annotation, molecular function: DNA-binding transcription factor activity, RNA polymerase II-specific; zinc ion binding. NCBI's taxonomy places the organism in Eukaryota, Fungi, Ascomycota, Sordariomycetes, Hypocreales, Hypocreaceae. The record is from RefSeq and is a predicted model, not a curated record. Bases 1 to 1728 code for a protein of 575 amino acids. Gene Ontology annotation, biological process: regulation of DNA-templated transcription. The transcript has 2 exons.
AUGGACGAGAUUGACAACAAAAACACCAAGACGACCAAUCAAGCUUGGAGACGAAAGCCUCGCAAUUUUGCGCCAAAAUCCAAACUAGGCUGCAAGACUUGCAAGAUAAGACGAGUGAAGUGCGAUCUAUCCCGGCCUUCAUGCUUGAAAUGUCAGUCCACGGGUCGUACCUGUGACGGCUAUUGUGAAGCGCCACUCGCUUUGGAGACCGAUAACGGAUCGAGGCAUUAUCACAACGACAAGGCCAACAAGAUAGAGGGUUACGAGAGUAACUACCCUCCCACUACGAUCAAUGCAUAUCAGCCUGAACUUGGCUAUACGACUCAUGGUCUCAAUCUACAAAAUCUCGGAGCCUUUAUGAUCCUGCCAGUCACUGAGCCAGCACAGGCAGAGGCAAUGUGUUUCUUCGAGUACAUUUCGAUCAAGCAUCUGAAUGAAUAUAACCCCUGCGAGUCAUGGCGGGAGACUCUUAUGUUCCUCUCCCAAACAAUGCCGUCUGUGCGUCAUGCCGCCAUCGCUCUGGCCUUAAUCCACCAAGACCAACUUGAUCGCCAUUCCAGCCACCUUGUGUUCCCACCGCACCACUUGCAAGACUGGCCACCGGACAAGGCUGCCCUAUUUCACUACAAUCGGGCUAUCCAGCUUCUCCUGAACCAGGAAAUUGGUGACAGCACCGAAAAAACAGCCAUCACCAUGCUGGUCUGCUAUCUGUUCAUCUGCUUUGAGAAGCUGAUGGGCAACUACAUACAAGCGAGUAAGCACCUACGCGGAGGCGUAGAGCUCUCACGCGAUAUUGAUAAGGCUAUGCUAAGCAACACCAAUGUAUAUGAGGACGCCAAACUCACAGGGUUUCGCAAGCUCAUCUGCCAAGUCACGAGAGAGAUUCGCCGUCUCGAUAUGCAGGCCGUCAUGUAUGUGGUCGAAUGGUCUCCCGACGAUAUGCAAGAGAAACUUAUGUCCCAGCUUCCAUCCUUCGAUAGCGCCUUUCAAUCCCUCGACCAAGCUGCCGACCACCUCCAGAUCCUCACUGCUGGGAUAAUGACAUUACGCAACAUGGAGCAGCUGAUGUUUUCGGCGUAUGAAACGCCGCCAUUAUCUUGGUCGUUUAUGGACACCGUUCUUGAGAAAAUGGAAACGUGGUCCAGUCUCUUCGAAAACAUGCUACAACAAGGCAGACCCUAUGAUAUAGGUACUGAAACUGACUUACGUAUACCACUGCUACGCCUACAACAUACUAUCGCGAGGAUUCUGCUCUGUACUUAUGGAUCUGGUAGGGAAAUGGACUUUGACAAUUUCCUACCCCAAUUCCAGCAGGCCGUAGCCUUAGCAGGUGAUGUAGCUACGGCGCAUGAGCGAUAUUCGGGGUCACUAAAGCCAACAUUUACGCCGGAGAUUGGAUUUAUCCCCGUACUUUACAUAAUUGGAGUUAAGUGCCGGGAUCCCGUGCUCCGGCGGCAGGUUUUGCCCAUCUUGCGGCGGCAACCAAUACGGGAGGCGGUUUGGGAUAGCAUCUCUGCUGCCAUGAUUGUUGAGCGGGUAAUUGAGAUUGAAGAGAGUGGAUCGAUGGAGGGGAGGAUGGCCCAAAGCAGGGAGCAAAUUGCUGCUUGGCAGAGGGUCGAGAAUGUAUCUUGGAAGCAUGUCCUUAGCGAAAAGUCUGCUUAUAAGCUGGAUGUUAGAUAUACAUUCUGCGGGCGUAAGGGAACGUAUAUGGACACUAUUAUGAUCUAA